Molecule: messenger RNA, 6429 nt
Organism: Morone saxatilis (striped sea-bass)
Lineage: Eukaryota; Metazoa; Chordata; Actinopteri; Moronidae
Product: complexin-2
Exons: 4
Coding region: 206-610 (134 amino acids)
Biological process (GO): neurotransmitter transport; regulation of neurotransmitter secretion; synaptic vesicle exocytosis
Cellular component (GO): terminal bouton; SNARE complex
Molecular function (GO): syntaxin binding
Source: RefSeq, a predicted model, not a curated record
GGCAUCACACGGAGGUUUGGCUGCAGACUGGUCGGGAUCCUUUUCGCCGCCGCGGCCGCUUCAGACGCAUCAGGUCCAGACGAGAGUCACUGAAGACUGAAAGGGAAAGUGAGAAGGAUCAAGACACCCAGAGAUCCCAGGCUUGGUGGCUACAUGCUCAGCUCUCUUUGCUUUUGAGAACAACUAUAACGAAUCAGCAGUAAUCAUGGAUUUUGUAAUGAAACAAGCUUUAGGCGGGGCCACCAAAGACAUGGGUAAGAUGUUGGGUGGGGAGGAGGAGAAGGACCCGGAUGCAGCCAAGAAAGAGGAGGAGCGGCAGGAGGCACUGAGGCAGCAAGAAGAGGAGAGGAAGGCCAAGCACGCCCGCAUGGAGGCAGAGAGGGAAAAAGUACGGCAGACCAUCAGAGACAAGUAUGGGCUGAAGAAGAAGGAGGAGAAAGAGGCGGAGGAGAAAGCAGCCAUGGAGCAGGCCUGCGAGGGGUCGCUGACACGCCCGAAGAAGGCGAUCCCGCGGGGCUGCGGGGAUGACGACGAAGAGGAUGAGGAGAGCAUUCUCGACACUGUCCUCAAGUUUCUUCCAGGACCUCUACAGGACAUGUUCAAGAAGUAAAAGAAAAAAAACAAAACAAAUCAAACGAACCCUAAAUUCAGGGUCCAGUCUGGCUUGGGCUAGGCUGCGGGGCAACGGGAGGCGGGGAUGAUUGCGUUGGGAAAGGGUUGAGUGAACUUGCAGGUUUGGGGAAAAGAGAGACUGGGGGGAUUGGUUCGGGUAUUUGUACGCAGGCAGGGUUUGAGUGUAGAUUCGGGGCACGUAGGAUUUGGGAGGGGGGUUAUUGCCAAACUGUUAGAGGCUACACACUGCCUUUCUAGAAAUCUUUUACUUUGUUCUUUUCUACUCCUCGACGAUUGCGUCAUUCUUCCCCUUUUUAUUUGCCACGAUUGCUGUACAACCUUUCAGCUGCCACUUAGCACAUUUCUUACUAUUAGUACGUUUUGUGUCCUUUUCCUGUUGUUAUUUUUACACAGAUUGAGGCCAGACAUUUCGAUUGGUUGGCCAUCAUCUGUUGCUAAGCAAUGGUGACCAAUGGAGAACAGUAUUCCCUUAAAGAAGGGCAGCGGACGCCUCUGUCCUCUCGCUUUUGUGGUUUUUCAAAUGGCACUGCCACCAUGUUUUCCAGUAGAUGGAGCAUGUUGUGUUUAUUUUAAUAGGUGUUUUCUACUUUUAUGAACCUGGUGUAGGUCUUUAUAUUGAAAAAAAAAAAAGAAAAUCAGCAUUUGAGUUUUUAGGACAUGUGCCUUCAUACCAUCUCCUCCAGCAGAGGAAUUGUAAAUGAGGGUUUCAUUUUCAGUCAGACAAGUGUACAGCAUGUAGACACGCGUUCAAGUAUACUACGUCGGACACUUUUGGAAUAAUGUAUUUGAUAUCAAGUUGGCUAGUUGGCAUGUUUUGGGGUUUCCAGAAGCCAUCAUUCAAAGUAGGUACUUCUGGAAAUCGUGUGAAGGUCCAACAGUUUACAAAACUAUCCAAAAAGAAAUUUUUACAAAAGCUACACUUUCUAAGCCCGUCAGCUAGUUAGACUGAAAAGUUAAAUUUACGAUCUAGAACGUGUCAAGAACUCAUGUCAGUAUAUGAAUUUUCAAUCACAUGGAUUUUAGAAUAGAUUUUACUGAGCUCAAGCUAUCAUCCCUGCAGGCAAACAAGACUCAUUUGACCUUGUUUGAAACCCAUUUGAAAUUACUGCUGUUUUGUCCAGAAAUUACAGAUUUACAAAUUAGACAUCAUGAUUUUAGGUUGUGUGGUCCCCAUAGACAAUCAAAGUAUUGACCACUUGGAAACAGUGGGGGUAGCCGGUACUGUACAUGUUGUCAUAUCCUGUCAUACCAUCUAUGAUUGCUUAAAAGUGGGUUCUACAUUAAGCACUUGAUUAACUGAUUGCUAUUAAGUGUCUCUUAAUUUAAACUAUUUAUUUUUUCUUCUUCAUACAUGAAUGCAAAUGCCAGGCAAUGUCUGGAUUUUAUUUUAUUUUUACUUAACUACUUUUUGUGAAUGUGCUGCCAAUUUCUUUUAAUGCAACUGAAAUUGUGAUUGAAUUCACAUUCCAGCUGAGCUAACCUUUCCACUCACCGUUUAAUGCAAAAGUUCACCUUGAUCAAAGUUCAUCAACAUCAAGACCAAAGAAAUACUGGUGAGACCUUACGAUUUCUUUUGUCACCGCCGAGACAAAGACCUGCAUGCCGAACCUGGUUUUUAUCGUGCGUGCGAGGAAACGCCCGUUCAGUGUGUGCAUGCAUCCCAAAGACCACCACUAAACUAAAAUGAUACUCUCCUAUUUCCUCUAAAAUAUUACAUGGCUAAAUUAAACUAGAUCAUUUAACUGUAGACUGAGCCUGAGAAAAUCGGGCUGUGAGUCAUCGCAUCUCACUGCCUGAAGAGCUCACUUAGAGCCAAGUAUAUUCUGCAUCCUGCAUCUCUUAAUCCAAUGAAAUAUCAUAGUGAUUUGUCAUAUAGCAUUUAAGUAGAUGUGCUGUAAAUGGAAACAAUCUCUAUUUAGUGAAACUACCUUAAUAUAUGGACAUUUAUCAGUAAAACAAAGCAUGUUGGUUAUUCCUAAAUGAUCUGGUGGCUUUUCAGUGGUUAGUUAUGCGACCAUGUAUGAUUAAUACAUUGUUCCACAAGUUUGUAACUUAAAAUAACAUUAAGAUUUGAUAAGACUAUUGAUGGAGUUGGCAUAAGCACUAUAAAAAGCAUUUUCCUUUUUUUUUAUUUUCUAGUUCAGAUAGGACUUUUCACUAGACAAAGCCAUAUUGUUUAGAUUGCAAUAAUUACUUAAAAUUAUUAAAAAAGAGAAUAGUUCAACGUCGAAAGUUAAGUGUCUCAUGUUUGUUUUCUGUAAAAUUAGAGAAAAGAUUUGCAUAUCUGUUUGUAAAUCCUCGCCAUUCUUGUAUCUUUAAAGAUGUAUACGAAUGUAUACACAGAGAAAAUGUAUGUAGAAAAAAGACGCCAUUGUUAUAACUGUCUCAGUGUACUACAUGUGUACUGUAAGUGUGUGUGUGUGUGUGUGUGUUUAUAUGUGUGUGUCUUUCUACAUGUCUGUGACGUGAGACCAUGUUGUUGACUCAUAUAGUCCUGGUUUAUACUACGUAAAUGUGUCUUUGAACUAUUUUGUGCACAGGCUGAAGCUAGGGCGGCUGCCUAGUUGUUGCCAUGUCUAAAGAAAAAAAAAUACUUAACACAUUCCUUUCAAAUGUUGAGCAUGCAAAAUGUUUGGUAGAAAAGAGAAUACACCAAAUAUCAAAAGACAAAAAAAUAGACUAUUUCCUGUUUCUGUAGGAGUCUCCAGGCAACAGAAUCUGUGCAUUGGAUCCAGAAAGGUGAGCUGUGCAAUGGGCUUGUUGAGUGUUCGAUGUUCUUUGUUUUCUGAGAUUUGGUGAAGCUUCAGGCCGUGAUUCCACAGGAGCUUUAGCUGAGACACAGCGCUUGUCUGUGAGUGUACAAAAAAGUCCCAGUUUUGCACUAAAAGUUUGUAGUUGCAGUAGUAGUGCGGUAUCACAUUGGAAAUGUGGCAAAAUUAAGCAUACUCAGAGAUGUCAGACUGAGUUUGCUUGCUUUAUGAGUUGUUGAAGGUAUUCAAUCUUCAGACAAAUAAUAUGCUUUCUUUCUUCUCACAUUGGUGCACAGAAGUCACAGUUAGGUUGAUGUCUGUUGUUACACAAAACAUUUAGAUGAUUUCUUACCAAAUUAGUAUGGUCAAAUACUGUAUGCUUUAUUAUUGCAAGGACGUUCACAAGGCCGGGCUAAAUUUGCCCGGGCAACAGCCUGUUUGCCCCCCUCUGGAAAAGAAAAGGAAGGAAAAAUAAUGUUUUUGUUUGUUGAGGCUGCAUAAAUACAAGUUAGACCAAGUUAAUGCACCAUAUUAUCAAAACUUGUAUUACUUUUUGACACGUACGCAUCACGUUGCGCAAUAUUUUUUAUAUUAUGUUGUCACAUGAACCAAUAUUAGCUAGUUAACAUGAUGGCAGCAGUCUACAUGCAAUAUUGUGCAACAUAACGCAAACGUGACAAGCUGAGGAAGAAGCUCAGUCAUCACAGUAUGGUCAUAUGGUUAGCCUAUUUCCAUGACCACUAACUCCAGUUUGUACACUUUUUUGUGUCCCUUCUGUGAAAUACGAUUGAGACCUGUUGGUUAAGACUAAUUUGCCAGACGAAUUUGAUUUGAACUUGAACUUGUGCCAGUUGGGCUAGAAAUCAUCCUGUGUGCUCACGGCCUGAAAACAUCAACUCUGAGAUUAAUUGAAGGCUUUUUAAAAAGACAAUGGGGGACGUGCAAUUAGAAAAAAGAAAGAAUAGAUACUGUAACUAAAUGAUUUGCUUUUUGAUAAGCUGUAGUACUAAAAAUAAAAUUUUGAUUUAAAUGUAAAAUACAUCAUGCAAAUUGUCAUGUCUCUAUAUAAGAGACCAACCUGCGGAGAGAUUUAUUUUAAUGGAGCCGCUUUGCUCAUUAUCAUACCACCCAUGUUGGAAUAAUGCAUGAGCGUCAGCAACAUAAAUUUAAAUGGUUGCAGUUUUUAGUGCAGCGUGCAUUGUAUGAGUCGUCUGAGGAGAAUUACGGUGAUUUAUUUCAUUUAUUGCAUUAACACAGGGAUUCCCACAAGUCCUCCUGCCAGGUGCCAGGCCAGUUUCACCUACAGCACGUGGAUUAAGUUUAUUCAAGCUUUGUAUCUCCCUGGUGGAUGGGGAAAAGGGGACAUAAAUCCUGGACUAUAGGCUUAAUUCACGUGCCCCUUCAUGGAAAUACAGCCAUACAUCCUCUGUAUGUAAAAUAGUCUCUCAGCGGGACUCGUCUCGAGGCGUCACAGCAUGUGAACUGCCUUUGAAAAGGGCUAUUACCAUGUCAUCUGUAUGUGAGGUUAGUGGUAACUCAUCUGUCGCACAUCUGUGCUUGUCCUGGCGUGAAGUGUUGUUUUAAUUCAUUGUGGUUGCAUGAGAUACUUCAGUGUGGAAAAUUGUGUUUGUGGAGCCGCUAUGGCUUUUCAGUUUAGAUAAAUCCUUGGGUUGAUAGACACUAGUGUAAAAGCAAGGAGUUGUUGCUCUAGGGGUAAAGUGUUAGUUUACAUGGAAUAUAUAAACUGUAUAUUUUCCUACACAGACCUAGUGGGUGAAUGAGAGGGAUGAAAACUGUGGAAAAGUGUAGAUUUUGACAUGAAAGGCCUCAAAGACAUUAAACAAAUACAUCAAAUCUUCUCUAAAACAUCUUAGCUUAAAGGUUACCCUUGUUUGGAUGGUUUUAGGGGAGACUCUGGAUUAUCAAAGCAUCUUCUGUUGUCAGGAGCCCAGAAACAUUCAGAGAACUGAGAAACAGGCUUGGCUUGAAACUGCCAUUCAAAACCACACAUCCCCCCCCCCCCCAAAAAAAAGAAAAGAUUUUCCAUUAGCAUUGGUGAUAUUACAAUCUAUCAACACAAGAGAAUUUAUACCGGCAGCGUGCAACCAACAUGUCGUAAAUGUUUACUUCUUAAAUAUAACUAUGAUUAUGAAACACAAUGAGCUACUGAAACGGAGAGAACAUUUUAGGAUAAAAACCUUCCUUUAAACUUUAUCGUUCUAUCCAACUCCAAACAAGGCUGGACAUUUCAGAACGCUGUAAUGAUGUCAUAACGUUUGUCUUUUUCGUAACAUUUUUACGUACAUUUACAAAUAUUAUUGUAACUGCCCUGCUGAUUCCUGCCAGUAAAUCCAGAAGUGAAAGUUUACUUUCCCUCCAGUGGAAGUUGAGAUUUUGGUGAGCUCUUGUUAGCUCUGAGCACAACUGUUACUGUGAAGAGAAAUACAUUCCAGUCUUUUUGGCAUUUGCACUAGAAUACGUUGAAAUGUUACACUAACAACGGUUAUGGCAUCUAAUGAGUCACUAUCAACUGCCUGUAUUUUUUAAUUUUUUAACGCCAGCCCUCUAAACGGUAAAGUUGAAAGGUGAGAGGUAAAAUUAAAUUAGCCACCACCGUAGAGGUAAUCCCUUUAGUCCAACACAAUUGGCAAUGUUCGCAAGUUUGCUGAUGAUGUGACCUCUUCACUGUCUGGUAAGGCAGCUGGAGACCCCAUGUGGAGGGGCUGGAACUAACACAGACUAUGGUAAACAGUGGAAACUGGUGACAACAAAAUGUGUAAGAAAAUGGGGGAAUCGAUUAUACAAAAAAAAGGAUUAAAAAGGGAUAAACAAUUGAAAAAGGGAACCGAUGUUCCUACAAUUGAAUCAAGAGGGUCUUUCUUUUUAAUUCAGGGUGAAAAUAAUUUCAGGCUCCAGAGGUUAAGAAUGUAAAAUAUGAGUUCUUAUGCUAUUUUUUCCUUAAUUGCAUGUCAUAUACUCUAUGUGGAGCCCAGUCACUGUAAAACUGUCUCAUCGAUGGAAUUGAAUCAUUCUUUUUGGAAACUAA